This is a messenger RNA of Nanorana parkeri, 2506 nucleotides long. RefSeq names its product protein kinase C beta (gene PRKCB). The transcript has 17 exons. Gene Ontology annotation, molecular function: ATP binding; zinc ion binding; diacylglycerol-dependent serine/threonine kinase activity. Lineage: Eukaryota; Metazoa; Chordata; Amphibia; Anura; Dicroglossidae. The coding region runs from base 139 to 2148 and encodes 669 amino acids. Gene Ontology annotation, biological process: protein phosphorylation. The record is from RefSeq and is a predicted model, not a curated record.
GAGGGUGGGGGCGUGUCCGGCUGACGCGCGGUGCGGGGAAGCAGCUGUGUGCAGAGGCGCUUGGAGAGAGCCCAGUGCGCCCGGGGAGACCGGAGACACCGCACAGCCUCCAGCACCCGCACCCGCGCAGCGCCCAGCAUGGCUGACCCCGCCGACUGCGAGAUUGACGAGAACACCACCCGCUUCGCCAGGAAGGGGGCCCUCCGCCAGAAGAACGUGUACGAGGUGAAGGACCACAAGUUCACUGCGCGCUUCUUCAAGCAGCCCACCUUCUGCAGCCACUGCACCGACUUCAUCUGGGGUUUCGGCAAGCAGGGAUUCCAGUGUCAAGUUUGCUGCUUUGUGGUACACAAGCGCUGCCAUGAAUUUGUCACCUUCUCCUGCCCUGGUGCCGACAAAGGACCUGCAUCUGAUGAUCCACGAAGUAAACACAAGUUUAAAAUCCACACGUAUUCCAGCCCAACCUUCUGUGACCACUGUGGUUCUUUAUUAUAUGGUCUCAUUCACCAAGGGAUGAAAUGUGAAACAUGUAUGAUGAAUGUACACAAACGCUGUGUAAUGAACGUGCCAAGCCUCUGCGGAACAGACCACACCGAACGCCGAGGCCGGAUACACAUCAAAGCCGACAUUGUCCAGGAAGUGCUGACCGUUGUGGUUGGAGAAGGCAGGAAUCUGGUUCCCAUGGACCCAAAUGGACUCUCUGACCCGUACGUGAAACUGAAGCUCAUCCCGGACCCCAAAAGUGAGAGCAAGCAGAAGACCAAAACCAUCAAAUGUUCCCUGAACCCGAUCUAUAACGAGACUUUUAAAUUCAACUUGAAGGAGUCAGACAAAGAUCGCAGGUUGUCGGUGGAGAUCUGGGACUGGGACCUUACCAGCAGGAACGACUUCAUGGGGUCUUUAUCGUUCGGAAUCUCGGAGCUGCAGAAGGCCGGAGUGGAUGGGUGGUUCAAGAUGCUGAGCCAGGAAGAGGGGGAGUAUUUCAAUGUGCCCGUGCCACCAGAGGGAGAGGAAGGAAAUGAGGAGCUGCGGCAAAAAUUUGAGAGAGCCAAAAUUGGGCCCAGCUCCAAAGCAGCAGAAGACAAAGCUGGGAAUGCCGUUGCCAAAAUUGACAGUAACGGCAACAGAGACCGCGUGAAAGUGUCAGAUUUUAACUUCCUCAAAGUUCUGGGCAAAGGAAGCUUUGGGAAGGUGAUACUUGCAGAGAGGAAGGGCGCAGAUGAGUUAUAUGCCAUAAAGAUCCUAAAGAAAGAUGUCGUGAUACAAGACGACGACGUGGAAUGCACAAUGGUUGAGAAGAGGGUGCUGGCACUAGGCGGAAAACCACCUUUCCUAACACAACUACACUCUUGCUUCCAGACCAUGGAUCGCCUGUACUUCGUCAUGGAGUUUGUUAAUGGCGGCGACCUCAUGUAUCAGAUUCAACAAGUUGGUCGAUUCAAGGAACCUCAUGCAGUAUUCUAUGCAGCAGAAAUUGCAAUCGGACUGCUCUUCCUUCACAGCAAAGGCACUGUGUACCGGGACUUGAAGCUGGACAAUGUUAUGCUGGACUCAGAGGGCCACAUCAAGAUUGCAGACUUUGGAAUGUGUAAAGAGAACAUGUGGGAUGGAGUGACGACAAAGACUUUUUGUGGCACCCCAGACUAUAUAGCCCCAGAGAUCAUUGCUUAUCAACCAUACGGGAGGUCAGUGGAUUGGUGGGCCUUUGGCAUCUUACUCUAUGAAAUGUUGGCCGGGCAGGCUCCUUUUGAAGGGGAGGAUGAAGAUGAACUAUUCCAGUCUAUCAUGGAGCACAAUGUAGCCUAUCCCAAGUCUAUGUCCAAGGAAGCUGUGGCUAUCUGCAAAGGGCUUAUGACGAAACACCCCGGCAAACGCCUGGGCUGUGGACCAGAAGGGGAGCGAGACAUAAAGGACCACGCAUUCUUCCGAUAUAUAGACUGGGAGAAGCUCGAGAGAAAAGAGAUCCAACCGCCCUACAAGCCAAAGGCGUGCGGCCGAAAUGCUGAGAACUUCGACAAGUUUUUCACCCGCCAUCCACCAGUGCUAACGCCACCUGACCAGGAGGUCAUCAGGAACCUCGACCAAUCAGAAUUUGAAGGAUUUUCCUUCAUUAAUCCUGAGUUUGUACAACUAGAGAUAAAAGACUGAUGAAAUGGUUGCCUGUGUUUCCCCUGGGUACCUACAACUCUCGGCUGUCCCACCGUAAUCUUCCCUAGGUUGGCCUGGCCACACUGCUUGUCCCACCAAACCCCUUUACUUUGCGUUACUAUAGCAGCCACCUUACGAAGUACUGUAUGUCUGAUCCAGCGUGCGUGACUAGGCCUCACUGUGUGUACAGAAGCCUGUUGUCUGUGUCUUGUGUGUUCAUCAGUAAGCCAAAAGACAGAGGCUACCAUGGUGGAGUUUUUGAAGGGAUGGCUCUUCUUUUUACCCUUAGCAACCUAGCACAUUGAUCCAAUUAAUUCUCCCAUGCUGCACUAGAAACAUAUAAGAAACACUGGGGGUA